AUGCUGCUGCUGUUGUUCCGCCCCGUAUACCAAUGCACUGUUGCCCUCCUGUGCCGCUCGCUGCCGGCGUAUCACCCGUGUCUCUUGUCCACCGAUUCUCCUCCCCCUUUCUUCACCGUUUUCUGCCACCUUGACGACGCCCUGCAUGCCAUGCGUCGUCGGUCGUGCUCCCUCCGCCGCCUCGAAGUCCACACAAAACGACGCGCACAUGCGAUCAUGGCCGAGCUAGCUAACCCCAACCCCACUGUGUUCGAGCCCACGCAUGACCCGCUCAAAGGCCGCACCGAUGCGGAGCGCGCGGCUGAGGAUGACGAGGACACGGAGGACCCCAUCGACGCAUGGGAGGUGUUCGAGAUGAUCCGCCGUAUCCGCGACCCUGAGCACCCCAACUCGCUCGAGCAGCUGAAAGUCGUCGAGCCCUCGCUCAUCACCGUCGAUUGGAAGAAGCGACACAUCCGUGUUCUCUUUACUCCGACGGUGCCGCACUGCAGCCUGACCACGCUGAUUGGUCUGAGCAUCCGUCUGCAGCUCGAGCGAUCGCUACCCGAGUACACGAAGGUCGACAUCUACGUCACCCCCGGCACCCAUGAGCAGGAGGCGCAGGUGAACAAGCAGCUCAACGACAAGGAGCGCGUGGCGGCCGCGCUGGAGAACCGCAAUCUGCUGAACGUGGUGGAGUCGUGCAUAAACGAGUUUGAUGAGUGA
Leishmania major strain Friedlin is the source of this 705-nucleotide messenger RNA. RefSeq lists its product as hypothetical. Lineage: Eukaryota; Euglenozoa; Kinetoplastea; Trypanosomatida; Trypanosomatidae. Bases 1 to 705 code for a protein of 234 amino acids. The record is from RefSeq and is a predicted model, not a curated record. The transcript has a single exon. Gene Ontology annotation, biological process: iron-sulfur cluster assembly.